Messenger RNA from Cantharellus anzutake, 1230 nucleotides. RefSeq lists its product as uncharacterized. The transcript is spliced from 6 exons. Lineage: Eukaryota; Fungi; Basidiomycota; Agaricomycetes; Cantharellales; Hydnaceae. The coding region runs from base 1 to 1230 and encodes 409 amino acids. The record is from RefSeq and is a predicted model, not a curated record.
AUGACCUCUCUUCCCACCAACAACGAGCUCCAUCAGUGUCUUGCUGGUCUAUACCUUGGGGGCCCGAACAUCACAUCUAAAGUUGAAUGGAUAUAUGCAAAGGCUCGCCACUGCCAUGUUCUCUGUGCUAAGGGUGCCGAUAAGUCAGUGCUAAACCCAACACCAGCCACCUUCCACGGCAUAUUCACUGUUUCCCAACAUCCAUUCAAGUUAGUCCCAGAUGGCGGAUUUCAGCAAUCGACUGUGACGAUCUAUUUUGGCCAUGUCUCACUCCAAGAGGCGAUGGCCAGAACAAAUGCCUGGGCACGACUUGAAAGAAUCAUGGACGAAAGCUUGCUGGGAUACAAAGAUUUCCCCACGUACAUCAAGAACCUCAAGGGCUUAGAAAAGCUAAUGCUGGGUGGUACUCAUCACCAUUACUCCUUAGUCAAUGAGGAGGGUGCAAACGCACCUCAGAUCAAGGUGAUUCAUAGAAUGUUUGAAUCGUGCUGGGAUAAUAUUCAUUUGCCAGCUACUCCUCAGCAGGAGUAUGAGACCAAGUCCAAAAUGCGAUACAAGCUUACUCCAGGCAAUCACGCAGUUGCAUUAAGAUUGGCUAAUACAAGCCACAACUCAACAGCCACAGCAGACAGUCCUCGGGUCCUUCAGGACAAAACUGCGGAAACUUCAGGAGAGACUGAACAUCCUGAGGUGGAAAGGGAGCCCAGCACAACGCCAACGGAGCCAUGCACCACAGAAAACAAAGGCAAAGUGUUGCUGGAAGAUUAUAACAAUGAUGAUGGCGAUGACAGUGCUGACAGUGAUGAUGAUUCAGUUGACGGCUUCUUGGCUCCCAAAUUUGGCUUACAGCAUUGGCCUGUAUCACAGGAAAAUGUCCCAGUGUGUGACAAGAUGUUCGAGGAGCGAAGAUGGCAAACCAAUCCUUUACGUGUGUAUCAUGAAGGAGAUGGAGUCAUCCCACCAACAGACUAUGCAAGUGCUCUCCCAGGAGCGACUGUGCAGAUUUCUUUCACCAUCGCCUGCCACUUAAUUGGAAGCUCGGAGGGCAAAAAGGCAACUUUCUCUGCACGCAUCGAGGAGAUUAUUGUCCUCCGACCCCCGACCCCUCUUGUCAGCUCUCGCACUAACAAUGGAUCCCCCUCGAAGCACCAGUUCUCAGGUCCAUCUUUUUCACCUGUAAAACGCCGAAAGCUCGAGAAAAGCUCUGUCGAUGUGUUCACUGCAAAUUAA